Molecule: messenger RNA, 1403 nt
Organism: Macadamia integrifolia
Lineage: Eukaryota; Viridiplantae; Streptophyta; Magnoliopsida; Proteales; Proteaceae
Product: NAC domain-containing protein 30-like
Exons: 4
Coding region: 149-1078 (309 amino acids)
Biological process (GO): regulation of DNA-templated transcription
Molecular function (GO): DNA binding
Source: RefSeq, a predicted model, not a curated record
CCUCUCUCUCCCUUCACAACCCAGAAGCUCAUUCAACAUAAUCUCAAAAUAGACAUUCCCAUAACACAAUCUCUCUCUCUCUCUCUCUCUCUAUUUUGAGGCAAGCAGAAGGACAAGGCAAGAUCACAUUUUCAGGUGAACAUCUACAAUGGAAAUGGAAUCCUGUGUUCCACCAGGUUUUAGGUUCCACCCAACAGAAGAAGAGCUUGUGGGUUACUAUCUCAAGAGAAAGGUGAACUCCCAAAAGAUUGAUAUGGAGGUCAUCACUGAAAUUGAUCUCUACAGAAUAGAGCCAUGGGACAUCCAAGAUAGAUGCAAGCUAGGAAAUGAGGAAAAAAAUGAAUGGUACUUCUUCAGUCACAAAGACAAGAAGUACCCAACUGGAACAAGGACAAAUAGAGCAACAGCAGCUGGAUUCUGGAAAGCAACAGGAAGAGACAAGGCAGUGCUCUCCAAAAACAGAAUUAUAGGGAUGAGGAAGACCUUAGUAUUCUACAAGGGCCGCGCACCUCAUGGGAAGAAAUCUGACUGGAUCAUGCAUGAAUAUCGGCUCCAAACAUCUGAACAUGGACCUCCUCAGGAAGAAGGAUGGGUGGUGUGUCGCGCAUUCAAGAAGCCGAGUCCAAGUCAUUCCCAGUGUUUUCAGAUGAUGAAUCGUGCUUACUAUGCAAGGGAUCAUGAUCAACACCAUGGAAUUCAAUCAUUUGCAGAGAUUAUUAGUCCUGUGCAAGUAAUUAACCAUUACCAGGGAACCACAAAUUUUCCUCCUCAUCAUCAACCUGUUUUCUAUGAGCAGGAGCUUGUAUCCAAGAAUUCUCACUUAGAUCAUCAACUCAUUGAUCUUCCUCAACUAGACAGCCCUACACUGUCUACCAGUUUAGCCACUAGAGAAGAUUUUGAGCCUUGUGGUACAUUGAAGGAGAAUUAUGAUUGGAGAACUUUGGAUGAGCUUCUGGCAUCUCAACUUAGUGACACUACCUCAUGUCCCACUACUAAUUUCCCAUUAAUUCAACAAGGUUAUGACUUGGAAGCCCAAAAUCAAGGAAAUAGUCUCCUUGGUUACUUUCAUAACUUGUAACAGUCUUAUAGUUUGUGGGUUACUUUAGUUGAUAAAGAGGACUUCUUGCAAAGCAGACUCCUCCAAGUUUGAGCAACUAGGAGAAAAGUAUUCUCUUUUCAGUUGUCUUUUUUAUCAUUACUUUUUAUAACUGUAAAUUAGGAAUUAUCCUUGGUAUCUGUAACUUCUUUAUAGUUAUUGUUACUAUCAUAUGGUGCAGUAUUACUAACUUUCGUUUUUUUUUCUUUGGUUGUUAUAAAGUAUGAUAAACUAAAUGAAAAUGUAGAAUUUUAUGUACUACUUUUAUUUUUUUCUGCAAUAAGAAUAAAUAUGUACUUGUACUGUU